GUCUAUUGUAUACCUUUUAUAAUUAAAUACUAUAGAUUGGUAAUUUUAUUCGACUGUCUGGAGUGGCAAAUGCCUCCACUUUGGGUAAAAUUUUAACAAGGACAUUAUAAGGGCAUCUGGUAACACUGCUCACCUGCCACGGAAGAGGUUAUUGUGAAGUUCAAAGAAAUUUUUUUUUAUCCUUAUUUAUGUGAAUUAACGACACUUUUACGGGAUAAUUUCCCUUCCUUUUAAGAAAAUCAAGACACAUAAUCACUCGGGACACGAGGAAGACGGUAGGUCAUAUCAGAAGAACACUCCAGUAGUGAUGUCAACCAACAGGCAGUAGCACCAGCUGCAACAUCGAAUGAAGAAGUAAACAGCGUCAUCACAGAAGAUCUCACAGUUCCCAUUGAGGACGUACGUGUUUGGAUUGACCCCCUUGACGCUCCCAGAUAACAGGAGGAGUAUAGCAUGGAGUAGGAAAACCUGCGUCAGUAUGUGACGACCAUGGUGUGUGUUGCUAUCAAGGGUUUAGCGACCAUCGGUGUUAUCAACAAGCCUUUCAGCAACUUCAUUGCAUGGGGCUGGGUUGGGCAUGGGGUGUCACCCAAACUGCAAAUCUCUAAGGAUCAGUGGCCCCCAAAGAUACAGCCCCAUUUUGUCUCUCGCUCGCACACUGGAGACGUGGAAGUGGUGGCUAAGUCAGCGUUUGGGGAUAAAAAAAAUAUUACCCAGGCUGGUGGGGGCGGUGACCCCUUCCCUUAA
Penaeus monodon (black tiger shrimp) is the source of this 747-nucleotide messenger RNA. Its product is annotated as Golgi-resident adenosine 3',5'-bisphosphate 3'-phosphatase-like. Lineage: Eukaryota; Metazoa; Arthropoda; Malacostraca; Decapoda; Penaeidae. Gene Ontology annotation, molecular function: 3'-nucleotidase activity. Gene Ontology annotation, cellular component: endomembrane system. The record is from RefSeq and is a predicted model, not a curated record.